Molecule: messenger RNA, 966 nt
Organism: Moneuplotes crassus
Lineage: Eukaryota; Ciliophora; Spirotrichea; Euplotida; Euplotidae
Source: the annotation of a GenBank genome assembly
AAAAUGGAUGGGUAUUCAAAUUAUCGUAUGAAUGAAAUUGUCGAUGCACAGCUCUGGUAUGGAAAUGAUGAGGACGCUGUUCAGAGAGCUAUACAGAUGUCCCUUGUAACCCAACCUUUGCCUCCAGAGGAGGCAAAGGUUGGUGAUGACUUUGUUAAUGAGCUUUAUGGAGUUCCUCCAGAUCAGCCUGAUAUUAUAGAAAAUGAAGCGCCUUAUGCCUCUAAUCAUGCUCAUAGGCUAGCAAGAGAAAACCAGAUUGAAGGUAUAAACAUUGGGGAUUAUGACUAUGAAGAAGUUCUUGAUGAUGCCAUUAAAGCAUCAGAAAGAGCAGCUAAGCGUUUGAAUCGUGAAGGACGAGAAAGACAUAACAGAAUCGUAAGGGCCCAAGGCCAUCGCAAUCAUCGUGAUGCUGCUCAAAACGAUCUCCUUGCCAAUCUUUCUGGAAAUAGGAUAAGAGAUCGGGCAAAUAAUCCUCUUUCAGAUAUGGGAGCUCAAGGAGUCAAAUUACGACCAGGAGUCAGAAAUAUUCGUAAACCUCAGAGAGCGAGUCGAGUAGUUCCUAGGGUUGCUAACAACCAUAGAAGAGCAAGGCCUAACUAUAGGAGAAGGGAAGACCGAAAUCAUGGCAUGCAGGUUGAUAUUGAUAAUAUGAACUAUGAUCAAAUCUUGGAGCUUCAAAAUAACAUUGGAAGCGUAAGUAAAGGGUACAGCCAAGAAGAAAUUGAAGCGAUUCCAAUCACCUAUUCGUUCCCUGAAGAACCUUCCAAUUGCCCUAUAUGCUUAGAUGAUAUUGAGAGUGGAGCUCCGAUUCUCAGCAUUUCGUGCAGGCAUGAAUUUCAUCUAGAUUGCUUGCAGAAGUCUUUAGAGAGUAACAAAGAGUGUCCGAUUUGCAAGGAAGAGGCAUUUGUACUCUCAUAAAUCCCUUCGUUAAUACCCAAUCUGAAGACUAUGAUCUUAAACAACUUU